Messenger RNA from Dujonia railenensis, 2550 nucleotides. The record is from the annotation of a GenBank genome assembly. Lineage: Eukaryota; Fungi; Ascomycota; Pichiomycetes; Serinales; Debaryomycetaceae.
AUGUCUAGCGAUGCUGGAACACCCUCUGUGGUAAAGAAGAGAAAAAGAAAGAGAUCAAAGAAAAAUGGCGAAGAUUACCUGGCUAGUGCUCCAAUAGGCCAUGUAGGAAAAGCAGAUCAGGAUGAACAUCUCAGCGAUGAAAGCUUUAGCAACAAGAAAAGACAAACAAACAAAAAGGUCAUAUUCAGAGAGGAGCCAGAACAUGACAAAGUCGUCAAGGAGAGCAUAAAAGAAGAAAAACCGGCAUUUAUAAAGGCUUCUCCUGAAUCUAAAGUAGUCAUGGAUGAGCUGACUUCUAAAGCUACCGUUGCCCCAGAAAUGAGGGCUUCCAAAGAGCCGUCUGGUCUUCCAGCUAAGAACAAGAAAAAGGCCAAGAAAGUAGUAAAAUACUUUGAUAAGGAAGAUGUAGAUAACUCAGACUUUGAGGAUGACCAAGUGGGGGACGAAAAGUUAUCUUAUGGACAGCUUAAAGAAAGAGCUGCUCUGUUACUCAAUGUUCGUGAAAAGCUUCCUAUCCACCAACACCAAGAAGAAAUUAUAAAUUACAUCCAGUCUAACCAAGUCACAGUGAUUAUCGGUGAAACCGGUUCAGGUAAGUCUACCCAAAUACCGCAGUACCUCAUGCCGUUAAACUCCAAGCAAAUUGCCGUAACGCAACCAAGAAGAGUCGCUGCAUCUUCCUUGGCCACCAGAGUCAGUGAAGAAUAUGGAUGUAGAUUGGGAGAUGAAGUUGGUUACCAAGUGAGAUUCUCGAACUUCACAUCGCAUAGGACCAAAUUGAAGUACUUAACUGAUGGUAUGCUCUUAAGAGAAAUCAUGCUUGACAAGAAGCUCACCAAAUACACCACCAUUAUUAUCGAUGAAGCGCACGAAAGAACGAUAUUAACAGAUUUAAUCAUGGGUUUCUUGAAAGAGUUGCUUGUGAGUGGAAAGAGGAAAGACUUGAAGCUUGUGAUUAUGUCUGCCACAUUGAACGCUGAGCUUUUCCUGAAGUUUUUCGACCACGCUCCUGUCUUGUUUGUAGAGGGAAAGAUGUACCCUGUACUGAAGCAUUAUCUUCAAGAAAACGUAGAAGGCGAAGAAAUUGUAGAUACCAUGGUGAGAACUAUAGUUCAAGUCAACAUGAGUGAGCAAGAGGGUGAUAUCUUAUGUUUCUUACCAGGACAAGAAGAAAUUGACAAUUGUGUUUCAAUCUUACUGCAAAUUGCUCCACAUUUACCAAAAGAAGCGCCUCAUAUUGUUGCACUCCCAUUGUAUGCUGCUCUUUCUCCACACCAGCAACAAAAGAUCUUUCAAAAAUUAAAGGGUGGAAGAAAAAGAAAAGUGAUUUUAGCAACGAACAUAGCUGAAACGUCCAUUACAGUCAGCGGAGUGAAGUACGUUAUAGAUCUGGGUCUCAGAAAAAUCAAAGUAUGGAGGCACCUGCUUGGUCUUUCCACGUUGCUAACUACCCCUAUUUCUCAAGCUUCAGCAAAGCAGAGAGCUGGUAGAGCUGGGAGAGAGAGCGUAGGUAAGGUGUUCAGAUUAUACCUGGAAAAGUUAUUCUUGACUAAGCUCCCUAAACAACAGGAAUCUGAAAUCAUGAGAAAUGAUAUUAUAUUACCAAUUUUGGCAUUGAAGAAGCUUGGAGUCGACGAUUUAUUAAACUGGUCAUGGCUUGAGCAUCCAGGUAAAGAAGCCAUUUUAAGUGCACUUUCGACUUUGUAUUCUUUGGGUGCUUUGAAUGACCUGGGGAAGAUUACUGCCAUAGGUUACAAGAUGGCAACCUUACCCUUGCCCCCACAGCUUUCUGUAGUUUUAAUUACAGCGUUUGAGAAGGGUGUAUUAAACGAUGUUAUCGACAUCGCCGCCUGCUUGUCGGUUGAUAACUUGGUAUUAAACGUUUUCACUGGAGGGGACACUGAGUCUAGAGACGAAGUUAACUUUAAGAGAAGGCAAUAUUGCCCCAUGGGGAACAAAUCUGGAGAUUUGAUUGCAUUGAAGGAAUACUUCAACUAUUUCAUGGAGUUGAGUAGGUCCAGGGACAGCAUGGAUGAAGUUAAAGAUUGGUGUAAAGAAAUGCAUUUUAGUUACAAGGGAUUCAAGAAUGUCUUAAAGGUUAGAGCACAAUUGAAAGAUUAUAUGCUUUCAACUAUCCGUCAAGAUGACUCGUUGAAUGAACGAGAGAAAGAAAAGCAACUCAGAAGUUUGAGGUCGCAAUUGGACACUACAGCUAAGACAAAUGGCGAUAAUAGUGAUGACGAGGAUUUCGGUCUAGUUGAAGGGAUGGAUAUUCCUAACAUUUUGAAGUCAUUCUUGAAAGGUUACGUUACCAAUUCUGCUAUAGGAAUGCCUGAUAGAUCAUAUCGUACAGUGACUACUGGUCAGCUUAUCAGUAUCCAUCCGUCAUCCAACUUAUUUGGAAAGGUGAAUUUGGAUGCAGUUAUGUACAUGGAGUAUGUAUAUACUACCAAAGGGUAUGGUAGAAAUUGUUCGGUAAUAGAAUUAGGAUGGUUACAAGAGACUUCUCCGCAAAUGUUGGGAGCAGCAAAGGUGCAUAUAGAAGAGUAG